GCUACUUGAGUACUUCCGCCGCCCUCACCGCCCUUCUCCAAUCCAACAUGGCGGUUUGUUACGGCUUUCGCCCACUUCUUCUACGCGGGGCUCUGCGAGGAGCCUUUGGUUUCCACCAACGGCUACCAGGACCCCCAGUCGCCAUUGUAGGCCGCAGGGCCGUUUGUGUCAGAGCACCGGGCGCGGUAAUAGAGGAGUCCACUGAUGAAUACUCAUUUGUCGAGCGUCUCAUCCCGCCGACACGCGUCCCCUCUCCGCCCCAGCACGCAGGGCCGACCCCGUCCGGUUGGACACCGCCGGCAGAGUCGCCACCGUCUCUUCCUUACAUGAUACGCCGCUCCCGCAUGCACAACAUUCCGGUCUACACGGACCUGACCCACGGCAACCGUAAGAUGACGUUGGUCCGGAAGGUGGAGGGUGACAUCUGGGCUUUGGAGAAAGACGUCAAAGAGUACCUGAAGCACGUGACCGGCAAAGAACUGGCCACGCAGGUCAACGAGGUGACGAUGACGCUGAAGGUCAAAGGUCAUUUUGACAAGGAGCUGAAGGAAUUGUUGAGCACGAAAGGCUUCUGAGGGACACCUAACAGAUGCCAUGUUUAUGGACUUUAUCAACAGCAUGGCCAUGUUGAUAUUUGUUAAUUUCAAAACCAUUACAUUAUAUAGAUAUAUAGUUCCCAACAUUAUAUAGAUAUAUAGUUCCCAGUCAUAAAAGUGUUUCCAAGUAUCGUGAGUGCAGCUGGGGUAGGCUCCAGCCCCCGUGAAAUUGACGAAGGACAAGCGGUAGGAAAUGGAUGGCUGGAUUUUUAAUGACAAUAAAGUGUUACAUUCA
Messenger RNA from Entelurus aequoreus (snake pipefish), 831 nucleotides. It is a transcript of the gene mrpl49, whose product is annotated as mitochondrial ribosomal protein L49. Bases 48 to 575 code for a protein of 175 amino acids. The transcript has a single exon. Gene Ontology annotation, molecular function: structural constituent of ribosome. NCBI's taxonomy places the organism in Eukaryota, Metazoa, Chordata, Actinopteri, Syngnathiformes, Syngnathidae. The record is from RefSeq and is a predicted model, not a curated record. Gene Ontology annotation, biological process: translation. Gene Ontology annotation, cellular component: ribosome; mitochondrial large ribosomal subunit.